Molecule: messenger RNA, 2661 nt
Organism: Trametes versicolor FP-101664 SS1
Lineage: Eukaryota; Fungi; Basidiomycota; Agaricomycetes; Polyporales; Polyporaceae
Exons: 15
Coding region: 1-2661 (886 amino acids)
Biological process (GO): mismatch repair
Cellular component (GO): mismatch repair complex
Molecular function (GO): mismatched DNA binding; ATP binding; ATP-dependent DNA damage sensor activity
Source: RefSeq, a predicted model, not a curated record
AUGCAAACGGGUGCCCAUCCAACCGCCAACGCCGGACCUUCUGGCCACAUUACGUAUCUGCCAUCCUCGACCCAGUCUCAAUUGAGGUCCACCCAGAUUCUCACGUCCUUACCUCAAAUCAUCUCCGAGCUCGUGCAAAACUCUCUUGAUGCAAACGCACACAGUGUAGAUGUCACCCUAGAUCCAGCAGAAUGGGAAUGUUCCGUCCGCGACGACGGCGCUGGAAUUUCACGAGACGGACUCACCGUUCUCGCUGGCGGCUCGCAGGACGGUCGUUACGGCACCUCGAAGGCGUAUACGCCUGCGUCCUUGGACGAAGUAACCACUUUCGGCUUUCGGGGUGAAGCAUUAGCCUCAGCGGCCGACAUUGCAUGCCUUGAGAUCUCCUCACGAACAGCGCAUUCGCGCGAAAGUUGGUCAGUCAUACUAAAGGGCGGGCAGCUGCUAUUUGCGGGCCCCUCGAUCCGCUGGCGUCGAGAAGCGCCCGGGACUGUUGUCUCAAUCCGCGACGCGUUUUACAACCUUCCUAUCCGCCGGCGCUCACAUCCUAAUGCCUCACGAACGAUUGAGCUUGUGAAACGAGAGGUGGAGGCCUUCGCACUCGUUUUCCCGAAUGUCUCUUUCUCCCUAGAGAACGCUCGUAAAGACAAAGCAGGCACUCUCGCGCGCUCCAAAGCGCGCGUGUUGACUGUCCCAAAGACCGCAUCGACUCUAGCUGCCUUUCGUCACAUAUACGGCAAAGCACUAGCCGAUGAGGUCGAGGAAAUAGAGGAACAGUGUGACGGCAUGCGCCUCGAAGGAUUCGUAUCCUUGCAGGGGGCGUACUCUAAGGCAUACCAGUUCUUGUAUAUCAACAAGCAUCCUAUGGCAACAUGCGAUCUUCACCGACAUAUAGAAGCCGUGUACUCUCGUAGCUCCUUUAACAAACACGCCCUGGAAGAGCUGGGCAAGACCAACGAUCUCACCAGUUCGGUGCGCCGCUCUCCUCGUAAGGCAGAGAAGAAGGCGGUAUAUGUCUUGAAUCUCACCAUCCCGCCGCGAUUCGUCGACAACUGCAUCGAGCCGGCAAAGGCCGCCGUACAACUACAGAACUCAUCUGCCACGGCCUCCUUCCUAUCCUCAACCAUCGAACGCGUGCUGCUAAAACACGGUUUUCUGACUCCGCGAGUGCACGACGUCCAGCCCUCGGCCGCUGCCGCGUCGCCACGCAAGAGACGGAGACUCGAACGCGAAAAUUAUCCAACUGGACCCGCGCAAAGCGGGACUUCCCGCUCGUCCUCCGUCCCCCAUCAUCCCUCGCACCCCUUGCCCAGUAUCAUCGUGAAAAAAAAUUGCACCGAUGGCGGAGUUGACGAGGAAGAGGCAUCGCCCAAUCUUCAGUGGACAGACCCUGCGACCGGGGAGCGGUUCGUCAUCGAUGCGCGGACGGGGAACUCCUACCCGCAGCUCGCCUCCGUAGCGCCUUCUAGUGCUGAUACCUCCACUGCGCCCACAACCCGGGCGCGUAUGACGCUCCCGAGCGCACACCGGCCUCUCUUCAGCCCACGGCCAGCCGACGCCCCCGCGGCCCCCGCAUGGAUCGCGGAAGCCCUGCGCGCCAACGAGGCGUACAGGCCAUCAGAGCGCAAAAUCCACGCGGUCAUAUCGAGCGGCGCCGACGCGGUGGGCCAGCACGCCUGCAACGGUGCGCACGGGCGCCCCGGGGCUGCACCCACAACCCUCCCGUGGGACGCGCCGCGGCGCGCGCGCUUCACAGCCUCCGACCUGGCGCGCGCACGCGUGCUGGGCCAGGUCGACCGCAAGUUCGUGGCGUGCAUCAUCAUGCACUCUGCGCAGGCUGCGGGAGAAGAAGGUGGAGGCGAUGAGUAUCGCGAAGAUGGCCAUGGGGAACGCGCGCUUGUGCUUAUUGACCAGCAUGCCGCGGACGAGCGUGUGCGCGUCGAGCGCUUCCUGCAUGAGCUGUGCGCUCCGUCGUGGCGCGGAGGUCACCCUUCCGAGGUGGGUGCGCGUUGCGGCGGUGGGAGCGGGGGCGGUGGUGGGGGUGGUGUGCGGACGAGGGUGCUCGCUCCGCCGGUGAACGUAUUGUUGACACAGGUGGAGGCGAGAGCGAUCGCGAAGACGUCUGACGUUCGUUCAGCGUUUGGUCGCUGGGGCAUCACCUUUGCUGGUUCCUCCGCUGUCCAGGAAGACAUACCCAGUGCAACCCAGGACGGCGAGACAGCGUAUGUUCAGGUCGCAGUCGCGACCGUGCCGGAGGUUGUCGCGGACAAGCUGCUGGCUGGAGACGAGCUGCGUGACUUGAUCAAGGGGUACUUAGCGAAGCUGGAAUCAGACGGAUUAGAGGGAUAUGUGCACGAGCCCGAUCCCCCUCAAAUGGGUGAUGGUUUGCACGAGUGGCAACGGGCUCUGCGAUAUUGUCCCCGCGAGCUCGUCGAGCUCGUGAACUCAAAAGCCUGUCGAGGCGCCAUUAUGUUUAACGACACCCUCACACUGGAACAAUGCAAGAACCUUCUCGACAAGCUGUCCGGGACAGCAUUGCCAUUCCAGUGCGCACACGGACGGCCUUCCUUGGUGCCCUUGGUGGACGUCGGCGGUUCAGUGUAUAACCCAGCGGGCGCUCCCAUCGAUUGGGGCGAGUUCAUGGGACCACGUAGUCAAUAG